AUGGAUUUUUCAACUUCUGAGAGUGAAGAGGAGGCGGAGAUGAAGGAGUAUGAGGAUGAGGGCGAGGAGGAGGAGGGAGAGGAAGAGGAGGAGGAGGAGGAGGAGGAGAAAGCGAUGGUAGGUAGUGAAGAGGAGGGAUCCGAUUACCCCUCAGAUCUAGACCCCGACGAAUUGGUAGAGUCAAUCGAGGAAGACGACAUCGACCUAAGCGGGAGAGUGAUGCUAUUCCACCUUGCCUACCCAGACGGUUAUCCCUACUGCGUAGAAUCCCUCGCUUUUGAGUGGACCGAAGUAGCUGCCCACCUAACCGUGGAGAAAAUUCGGGAAUAUGAUUGCCACGCUUUCUGGAAAGAUACCACCUUGGUUGAGCUGGAUGAAUGGAUUGAAGAUUCAGACGAUACUGAAUAUUCAAACUUCAGUUGA
Messenger RNA from Sclerotinia sclerotiorum 1980 UF-70, 423 nucleotides. RefSeq lists its product with no specific name. The record is from RefSeq and is a predicted model, not a curated record. The transcript has 2 exons. The coding region runs from base 1 to 423 and encodes 140 amino acids. Lineage: Eukaryota; Fungi; Ascomycota; Leotiomycetes; Helotiales; Sclerotiniaceae.